AUGACGAUGCUAGUUAUUCUUCUUCUUCUUCCUCGUCUCACUCUUUCAGCUACUUCUUCAUAUUCUCUUCCGGAGAAGUAUUACGUCAACUGUGGGUCCGAUUCUGAUGUCAUCUACGGUGGUCGGACCUUCGUCGGAGAUAUGACCUCCGGUGGUAACUCCGUUUCCUUCACCAAAGAAGGAACUGAAACCAGCAGCAACCAAUCCGGAUCAUCCACUUCGCCGGGAAUCUAUCAGACGGUUAGGAUCUUCAGACGCACUUCUUCUUACAAAUUCCAGCUCGAUUCUGCUGGUCUACACUUUGUGCGUCUCCAUUUCUCUGCUCUCUCUUCUCCAACAGAGAUUUCAACUGCUCGUUUCACCGUCUCCGCUACUUCUGGUUCUAAUCACCACUUUAAAAGUUUCUCCGUCCAGAACUUGACUGAGACUCCACGGGUAGAGGAGUUUCUCCUCAUGAUUUCUUCGCCGGAAUUCGAAAUUCAGUUUGUCCCCGAUCCUUCCUCUGUAGCUCUCGUCAAUGCCAUCGAAGUGUUCUCUGCUCGUGACGACCUAGAUAUUUUGUCAAAGUUUGACAAGAAUCUGCAUACGGUUUACAGAUUAAACGUAGGAGGAAAGAAAAUCACACCGGAAAACGACACCUUGGGACGAACUUGGUCGCUAGACGAUGACUUUCUCUACCGAAAAGAUGCUGCGAGGAACAAUCAAACAGCACAAAAGCCUAACUACGAGUCAGGGUCAGUCUCAGCUACGGAAUAUACUGCUCCUGAUCCCGUCUACAAGACGACUAAAACGAUGAACCGUAGCUCGAGUGAAGGCGUGGGGUUGUUGAUGAAUGUCACAUGGUCACUUAAGGUCAAGAGCAACACUAGACACUUCGUCAGGACUCACUUCUGUGAUAUCUUGAGCAAAACACUAAACCCUGACUCCGAUUUCUACCUCUAUGUAAACGGGCAUUUGCGGAUAGAUGUAAAGCCUUCAGAGCGCGUAAGGUUGGUCACUCCGUUUUACAAAGAUGUCGUGGAUGUCUCUGAUGGUUCUGGACUCUUGAAUGUAAGCAUAGGUACUAAGGAGCUCCGUGUAGAUGCUGGUUUCUUGAAUGGUCUUGAGGUGAUGGAGUUUAUGGAAAAGUCUGCCUCUGUCUCUUCAAGUAAAAGUAGCUCCAUGGUUUACAUCAUUGGUGGUUGUGUAGCUGCUGGAUUGAUUCUGGUCUUGAGUUUGUUGUUCAUGGUUUUCUUGAAACGGAGGAGAUCCAAGAACAAGAAGAAGAAGGCAGACGCUGAGGUCACUGUGUGGUCUCCUUUGCCAUUGUACAGAGGUGGUGGUGGUGGUGGUAGUUCCGAUAACCGACCUUUCGAUCCGGUUAACAAUUCACCACUAUGCAACACACAAAGCAGCAAUACUACAAAGCUUGAACUUAAGCUAUAUUUUCAUCAACGAUUGAAUGGGUCUUCGCAGUUUUCUGUCGCUACUUUAGUUGAGGCUCAAUAUGCUUCAUUUGAUUACCUCAGUAAUGGGCCGUAA
This is a messenger RNA of Microthlaspi erraticum, 1521 nucleotides long. NCBI's taxonomy places the organism in Eukaryota, Viridiplantae, Streptophyta, Magnoliopsida, Brassicales, Brassicaceae. The record is from the annotation of a GenBank genome assembly.